Messenger RNA from Acanthisitta chloris (rifleman), 823 nucleotides. RefSeq names its product neurexin-1-like. NCBI's taxonomy places the organism in Eukaryota, Metazoa, Chordata, Aves, Passeriformes, Acanthisittidae. The transcript has 2 exons. The record is from RefSeq and is a predicted model, not a curated record. The annotation marks the transcript as partial.
GUUGUAUAUAAAAAUAAUGAUGUCAGGUUGGAAUUGUCUCGACUUGCCAAGCAAGGAGAUCCUAAAAUGAAGAUUCAUGGGGUUGUAGCAUUUAAAUGUGAGAAUGUUGCAACCUUAGAUCCCAUCACGUUUGAAACACCAGAGUCUUUCAUCUCUUUGCCAAAGUGGAAUGCCAAGAAAACAGGCUCAAUAUCAUUUGACUUUCGUACAACUGAGCCAAAUGGCCUGAUUCUUUUCAGUCAUGGGAAACCAAGGCACCAGAAAGAUGCUAAACAUCCGCAGAUGGUGAAGGUUGAUUUUUUUGCCAUUGAGAUGCUUGAUGGCCACCUCUACCUGCUGUUAGACAUGGGAUCAGGUACUAUAAAAAUAAAAGCAUUGCAGAAGAAGGUGAAUGAUGGUGAAUGGUACCAUGUGGAUUUUCAACGGGAUGGACGGUCAGGAACCAUAUCUGUGAACACAUUACGUACACCAUAUACAGCACCAGGGGAAAGUGAAAUCCUUGACUUGGAUGAUGACUUGUAUCUUGGAGGCUUACCAGAAAAUAAAGCAGGCCUCGUCUUCCCAACAGAGGUGUGGACAGCACUUCUCAAUUAUGGAUAUGUCGGCUGCAUUAGAGAUUUAUUUAUUGAUGGUCAAAGCAAAGAUAUUCGGCAGAUGGCUGAAAUUCAAAGUACAGCUGGAGUAAAACCCUCAUGUUCAAGAGAAACUGCAAAACCUUGCCUUAGCAACCCCUGUAAAAACAAUGGUGUAUGCAGAGAUGGGUGGAACAGAUAUGUUUGUGAUUGCUCUGGCACAGGGUACCUUGGCAGAUCAUGCGAAAGAG